Messenger RNA from Cladophialophora immunda, 826 nucleotides. RefSeq lists its product as uncharacterized. Gene Ontology annotation, molecular function: acyltransferase activity, transferring groups other than amino-acyl groups. The coding region runs from base 97 to 702 and encodes 201 amino acids. The record is from RefSeq and is a predicted model, not a curated record. Lineage: Eukaryota; Fungi; Ascomycota; Eurotiomycetes; Chaetothyriales; Herpotrichiellaceae. The transcript is spliced from 2 exons.
CGCACGUUCAGGCUGGAAGAGACAUAAACAGCCAUGCAAUCAACAAGACAAAACUCAAAAAAGGCACAAGGGGUGUGAGAUUCCAAACGGCACCUCAUGGCACAUUCCACGGUGAUUUCCCAUCUGGAGGAUGGAAAGGUUGAGAUUACCACGGAGCGGCUUCUGCUCCGCGCGGCUAGGGAGGACGACGUGAUGGGCGUGUAUGAAGCAUUCUCAGACCCGGAAGUAAUGCGAUAUUGCACCCUGCCCCACGAGGAUCCAUCGCAAACCCAGUCCCGGCUCCAAGAGAUGAUCGACUCCCCAACGAACGGCACAACCAACUUUAUCAUCGCCCUCCGCCCCGACCGCAAUCACCCCAUCGGCAUCGUCGGCAUCAACGCCCCGGAAUCCCACGAAAUCGGCUUCAUCCUCUCCCGCCAGCACUGGGGGACGGGCAUCGCGCAGGAAGCAGUCAGCUGUGUGCUGGGUUAUCUGUUCGGGGCCAGGGGGAUGGACGAGGUGAUUGCGGAGGUGGAGCCCAGGAACCGGCGGUGCGUGAGGUUCUUGGAGAGGCAGGGGUUUACGGAGAGCGGAUUCACGGAGAGGAUGUGGGAGGUCGGCGGCAUUUGGUGGGAUUCUCUGCAGCUGAGGUUGAAGAGGGAGUCGUGGGAGCAGAGAACGGAACCUGAGUCUCUGAACACCGAGACUGGUCAAACUCGGUAGUAAGGUGCACCUCAUCCGCUCGGAUCCCCUCUCCCUUUUUUGUCUACAACUACAAGAGUCAUUUGCAGGGUAGCGUCGUGGGAUAAUGAUAUACCUUCAGUGACCGCCCAGGGCACUCCCAUCG